Messenger RNA from Olea europaea var. sylvestris, 1826 nucleotides. RefSeq lists its product as uncharacterized. The record is from RefSeq and is a predicted model, not a curated record. The transcript has 3 exons. Gene Ontology annotation, molecular function: phosphoglycerate dehydrogenase activity. Lineage: Eukaryota; Viridiplantae; Streptophyta; Magnoliopsida; Lamiales; Oleaceae. Bases 380 to 1312 code for a protein of 310 amino acids.
UUCUGAUCUGGGUUUUACUUAUUUUCAUUUAUUAGCAUUUUUGCUUCUCUGUAUAAUUAGGUUGUUUUGAUUUCUUGAUAGAAUGUGUUUGACUGGAACUGUUAAUUUAUCAUGGAAUUACUUUUUAAUCCCUGUUUAAUUUUGUUGGUGUGGUCAAAAUAUUAGGCUGGUAGUUAACUUUGUCCUCUUUUCCUUCUAAAAAUAAGGAUCUCAGUUCUAUAGAUCAGGUUCUUCUGCUACUGGCAAUUUUCAUUACUAUUUCUGUCAUUAUUUAACUUUGUAUUUCUCAGAUUGAGGGUGUCCCAGGAUUUGUAGAUUGCUUUUGUCUGGUCCUGUCGAUGUUCUUGAAGGAGUUUAGUGCAAAAUAAGUUCAAGAAAGAUGAAGAAUUCUUACGAAACGCAUAGCAAUGGACAUGUGAAAGAUCCUGGCCUACAAAUUAUCCGGCACCCAUUAUACCAAUCCCCGAACAAGUUUUCGUUGCCUUGGUUUGAUAUACGAGUGUCCUAUGUUAGAAUAAGCCAUUGCAGGGUCGAUGAUUCGACCCCAGAAUUUCUCACUCUCAAUCAUAUCCCUCUGAUCCAUGACACGCUCCUUGAAGUGAACGGCAUAAGAUGUUCGAUUGAUUCAGAAGGAGUUUCUUGCCUUCUCCGAAGGGAUAGGGUAGAUAAGAAAUCUGAAGAGGCUACAUUUGUUAGCACAGAUAGUAUACGGUUAAACGGUAGUGCAAGGUUUGAAGUUUUUAAUAAAGAGGAGCUCGUGCUUUCCGGGAUUUUGGGAAUGUCCCAAGCCAAUGGUUCUAUCCUGGAAACAAACAAUAUGGCCCGGAGGUGGAGCAUGAAUUGUGAAUCAGUAAUGACUGCUGGCACUGGAUUUCUCAUGGGGAAACACGUAAUGGGCGCUGAAUCAUCAUCGCCUACAAUCGAAGUUUAUGUUGCGGGUUGUUUCUCAGGAACACCAGUCAUAUUAACCAAGACAUUGCAGAUUAAUCUUGCAAAGAAACAUAAAAGGGGAAUGUUAGAUAUGAUUCCAGAAUGCGAAGCCUCCGAAUCCCAUGAAGAUGUUGCAUCUAGACCUGAUCUACAGGUUGCAGAGUACAAAAGUGAUAAAUCGGAAAGCGAAGAAGACUAUGAUAACCUGUAUUGGAGACGGACCGAAUAUACCGAAGGUGAAGACGGGGAACUUUCCUGGUUUAAUGCUGGUGUUCGGGUGGGUGUUGGCAUAGGCCUUGGCAUUUGCUUGGGGAUCGGAAUUGGAGUUGGUUUGUUGGUCCGUACUUACCGAACAACAACCCGAAACUUUAAAAGGCGUUAACAGACCUUAGUUCGGGUGCUCUUUUCUCUCUUGAGUGAGUGGAUUAGCUAGGUCCGACUAUCUUUGUAGAACAUGGAUAUCUUCUUUUUACCCCGAGGAUGACUAUCUUUAAGGUGUGACUAAUCCCUCUCCCUUGUGUAUGGCAAUUGGUGUCCUAAAGUGCCUCAGCAACCAAAGAAUUUGUUCUGCUUCACGAGAAAUGGAGUAUGUCAGUAUUAUCAUCACACCUCGUCUCAAUCUACAGGCUAACACAACCAUUAGGUUGUUCAUUUUGAGUGCAAAUUUUCUUAAUGUUUAUUUUUCAAAAAAUGGGAAAGCCAAAUGAAAAAUACUGGACUGUCUCGGGUUCUCUUUGCAUGCUGAUUUUACAUUUUUCUUUUUUAAAUUUUGGAAAAAAAUUAUUAUACUGUUAAUUGUUUUGAAGAGAAUGUUGGUAUGGAUUAUUCUAUAUGUAUCGAAUGGUGUACCUUCUCUCACAAUGCAUACAGGCCCUGUGUGAAUUUAAAAAUGCCGA